Molecule: messenger RNA, 4053 nt
Organism: Closterium sp. Yama58-4
Lineage: Eukaryota; Viridiplantae; Streptophyta; Zygnematophyceae; Desmidiales; Closteriaceae
Source: the annotation of a GenBank genome assembly
AUGUUUGAGGCGCCCCAAAACUCCCCGCACCUCGGCGGCGGAAACCACCUUUCCGGCGGAAAUCACCUUAUCGGCGGAAGCCGCCUGAGCGUGGAGCAGGCGCUGCUGCUCAACAUGUCCCGCACGGAGGCGGAGAUGCGCAAAGUCGUGAUGGAGCGCGACGUGCUCCGAGAGGAGGUUGCGCGCAACCAGGCGGCGUUGCGCCAGCUUUCCGCGGACAAGUCUGCGCUAGAGGAGCGCGUGCGCGCGCUGGAGAGCACCGUGCGCGGGCUCGAAACCCGCGCGCGCCAGCUCGCGGGGGACAAGGGGCAGCUCUCCGCCGAGCGCGCGCAACUUUCCGCGGAGCGCGCGGGGAUCGAGUCGCUCGUCCGCGCCGCGAAGCAGGAGGCGUUCUCGCAGGCAGUGAGUCAGAUCCACGUGGCGCUCAGCUGCGCGCCGAUUCCGCGCGGAAUCCGCUUCGCGCCUGUCGACGCGGAGGUCUUCCAGUACCUUUCGCGGAAGGUUCGCGGCGAGGUAGAGGACGUGGGUCUAGACCGGCUCCUAGUCCAGAGAUUAAGACGCGUCGCGGACUGCGAUGGACUAAUUCCCGAAAUUGAGCUCCUUAAGUUCCCCCGGCCGUGGCACCUUCCCGGAUUAGACGUCUCCCCAGACGGCAAGGGCUUGACGGGUUUCUUUUUCGUCCGUCCGGAAUGGCGGCCGAACGAGCGGCGCAGGCGGAGAGAAGCGGAUAUGGCGCCGUCCGACCCGAAGCCGCCCUGCUGGAAGGAAUCAUGCCAGCCCACGCCGUUCGCGGAUCUUGCGCCGAGCCUUGGCGCAUCCAUUGGGGCGGGGGGAGUGUGCGCGAGCGGAGUGGCAGGAGUCGGGGGGACUUUUCUUUUCCGCCCCGAGCGCCGGAUGUUUCGUUUUAAGCUGCCCGGGACGCGGGAGGGGCCGGCGGGGGAGAAGGAGAAGUGGAAGAUGUACGAAUACACUCUAAAAUCGGACCUGGAGAUGUACGAAGACAAGCGAAACGGGUUACCCGUGUGGGUGGUGUGUAAGGUCCUGCUGAACCAAUGGCUCGCCGCUAUGCCUCACCCUUCGUCCCAAUCCCUUUCUGCCACGUCAGCGUCAUCCCUCACAACAGCUUCACCUCAAGCAGGGGCAUCGCCUCCAUCCCUCCUGGCUGCCACGUCAUCCUCGUCCACGUCAGCCAUCCAGGUGACAUCAGCAACGGGACAGGUGUCAUCCACGGUCCAAGUCACAUCCUCCGUGUCUGUAACUGCAGCAGGUUCGGGAGCUGCCGAGCCGGUUGCCGAGCCUCUGGCGAUGCUGACCAUGGCUGCCGCCAAACGUCUACUGGAGGAUCGGCUGGUUCGGCACGUGGGGAACAUCAGCGGAAGGAAGCUUCUUCUGCUUCCGGAGGUGGAGGGGCGAGAAGCAGUUGCUGCUACUGCUCUCACCACCACCACUGCUGCCGUCACCGCUGCCCCCGCCGCUGCCACCGCUCCUGCUGGUCUUGCUGCUUCUGAUUCUCCUGCUGUUGGUGAGAGAGCGGGGAAGAGGGCCGGGAAUGAAGAGAGCGGGGAGCAGCAGAGGCCGUAUUGGCUGCGUCCCCCGUCCUGGGCCCGAGCACUGCCGGAUUCCUAUUGGGAUAGCCCUGAAGCGCGGGCAGAGGAGGAGGAGGUGGUGGGGGAGGAGGUGGAGGAAGGGGAGGAGGACGAGGAGGAGUGGGAGGAUGGGGAGGAGGGAGAGGAGGGUGAGAAUGAGGAGUUGUGUUUGAAAGCAGGAGGGGAGAGUGAGGUGGGGAUGCUGGCUGCGGAAGUUUCCAAGAAGCUGGGUGAGCUGGUGGAGGCAGCAAGGAAGCUUCGGGGAAAGAUGCAGGGAUUCGCUCCUGUUGAGGAUGCGAUUUCCCGUGUCUUCGAUCUUGUUACACGUGUUGCUGAAGUGGCGCUAGCAGACGAGCCUGCCGCCCUGCUGUGGCUCCACGCGGUGGGCGGUGCAGUCAGUGAUGAGCUGGCGCCAGGAAUCUUCCUCGCUACUUCGUUAUCUGCCUCGCCACUGAUGCUUUUAGUUAAGUUCCACGACUUGAGUGUGAUUAUAGAUGGAGGGACGAAAGCGGUGUGGAAGCAGGCUGUAAAGAGGUUGCCGAAGGCGCUUGUAGAGAGGAUGAAUGAGGAGGGGAGGAGGGAGGUGAGGGGGAUGGAGGAGGCAUUGGAGGGAGGGAAGGUGAGGGUAGGAAUGAGUGAGGGGGUGAGUGAGGGAGUGCGGAAAGCACAGGAGGGAUUGCUGGCGCUUGUGCUGGCUCUGGGAGGGGUGAGUGAAGGAGGGGAGGGAGGAGAGAAGGGAUCAUUGAAGCUUAAGGGAAGUGAUGGCGCUGGAAAGAUGCAGCAUCAGAAAGCAGCACCUGAGAUUUCACCUGAAGCUGUGGAGUCUCCUGUGGAUGGUGAUUCUGAGGCGCCUCCAGCUGCAGAGGCCGGGCAGAAGAAAGUUUUGUUUUCUAUUGACGGCAGCGAACUGGAUGAGAACACCAAAGCGGCCAAUCAGCUGAAGAGAGAACUGAUGAGCCUCUGCGAAAAGGGCAGCCGGAAAACUUUCGAGCUGCCUGGGAGCAUGUCGAGCACCGUCAUCGAGGUUUUCCGGGCAGUUGGGUUCGAGUACAACCUGCCAGACGUGCACGGGCAGGUGAAGAAAGAAGCGCGUCUGAAAGGGGAGGCAAAGGCGCUUCAGUGGAGAGGAAAGGAAAGGAAGGAGGGAAAGGAAGGGAAGGAGGAAGGAGAGGUUGACUUGGAGGGGGAGAUUUGCCAGCUGCAGGCUCUUAAGAAAGGGCUUGAUCUGGACUUGCAGCAACUGGAUGUUAAACCCAGUGUGCUCAACAAGCUCGUGGAAGGUUCCUCGGUGUCGAGCGUGGCGGAUGGCAUGAUUGCUGUGCUGCAGGCAUGCAGCCGUGCACUCCAUGCCGGUGCACUCGAUGCCGCCAAUGCAGUGCCUGCACGUCCCACCUGUGUGGUGUUCUCUCGAGACGACGUUCUCUCGGCCCUCCCUGGGGGUCUAGAAGGCUGCUCGGGUCGUGUCGAUGCCUCCAUGCGGUUACCAACCAACUCCGCUGAAGCUGUUCCACUACAGGAUGUGACUGUAGAGGUGCUGGAUCAAAACAGCAAGGCCAACCCCAUGCUACAGCUGAUAAAGGAGGCUGAAACCCUCUCCUCCCUCUCUCACCCCCACAUCAUUCCUCUCCUCGGCUACUCACUCGAAUCCCCCUGUCUGGUUUACCCCCGGAUGCCUCCCCUCUCGCUCGCGGAUCACCUGCCGUAUGGUAACCACGUGGCACGGUUACCGCCUCUGCCGUGGUUCGUCCGGGUGAGGAUUGCUUAUGAGGUGUCUGCCGCGCUGCUGUUCCUGCACCAGCAGCAGCCACACCCGGUGCUGCAUCGGGAUCUUCGGCCGGCAAACAUUGUCCUGUUCUGGGAAGAGACGGGCAGGGAGGAGGAAGAGAGGGGGGGCAAUCAAAUGGGUGAGGGGGGCUUGCAGGAGGUCAGUGGUGAUGGAAUGUCUCGAAGGGCCCCUUUUUGGUGGCCCAGCUUUCAGAGGGAGGAUGGGGCAAAGGCAGCAGUCCCUGCAGCACCAGCAGAGGUCUCCGGUUCGAAUCCUGCUGGGCGCAGAUUGGUGAGCAAGCUGGCUCGCGUUGGCUUCUCAGCUCUGAGCCAAAAUCCGAGGACUGGGAGGGCGAGAGUGGAGGAUGUGGUGUUUUUGGAUCCGGAAUAUCCUAGAACUGAGGAGCUGGUCCCGUCUUCUGACGUGUAUGCGCUGGGAGUGGUGCUCAUGCAGUUGCUGACUGGACGCAACGCCACGUCAGCGCUGAGCGUGGUGACUGGAGUGGUGGAAGGGAACAAGGAGCUGGAGGAAGUUUUGGAUGAGGGGGCUGGUGGAUGGCCUGCUGAUGUGGCGAAGGAGGUGGCUGAGCUGGCAGCAAAGUGCACGGAUAUGAGGAGGUGCAAGAGACCCGGUUUGGUUGGUGAAGUGGUGCCUGUGCUGGCAAAGAUGCAUGCUCUGGCUGUGGAGGUUGAGAACAAAUAG